AUGAUUAUAUUUAAAAACAUUAAAGUGUUAUCGAUUAUAUUAAUUAUAUUAAUAAAGUAUGGAGCUGAAAGUGCAUGUGCAACAGGAUGUCGAAAAUGCAAAUUGCCACAGGUAACACCUUGUUCUAAUCCGAUAACGGCCAAAUUUCACAAAGGAAUUGUUAGCUAUCCAGACAUCUUUAAUAACUUUGAAUCUUCACGAAAUGUGCAAAUUACACCACAAACUACAGCUAAUAAAAUUUGCGGAAGAUGUAAACGUUGCAAAUCAGAAAUUCGUAUACCUGGUGCUAUACCAAUACCUGCAUAUAGUUCAAUCAGUUUACUAAAUAAAAGAAUUACUCCAGUAUCAAUAUCACAUACUACGCAAAAAUCUAUUAUUAAAACGUUGAACAGUAAAAUAUCGAAUCCUGCUACCAGAUUAUGCCGUAAAGUACAGCCGAUAAUAAAUCGCAAAACAGUAAAAAUACAACAAAAUAUCUCAACGUUAAAUAGUAAUAAAUUAAAUUCUACAAAUGUGUCGGUAUUCCCAUUUAUUGAUCACAAUUUUAAAAUUAAUAUACACAGUGCUGAAAGUCAUAAUAAUCAUCACCAAUCCUCAAAUCAUCAUUCCGUAGAUUUAUACCACCAAUCACAGUCAUCUAACCAUAAUAAUGCAAAAUCUAUUUACUCUAAAAAGAACACUGAACAUUCAAGUUUUAUUAUUGCUAAUAAAACUUCGUCCGAAAUCUUUAAACAAUCGAAUACAAAUACAUUAAUAACAAAUGUCGGAAUUUCAAAUAAUAUUGUUAAAAAUUCAGUGGCAGCGAAUGUUAAAAAUAGCAAUGAGAAGAAUAAUGAUAAAUCUGCUAGCAAGAUUAUUAGUCAAUCAAAUACAGAUGCCACAAAUAUUAAAAAUGCAAUUAGUGACUCAAAAAUAAAUCUAAAAAGUACUGACGCAAGAAUUACUGCAACAUUAAUUUCAAAUACUACUCAUAAAACUCAUCUUAAAACAGUACACAGUUUAAAAACGAAUUCUACUGUCAUAUCAUGCCACAUUGUGAAAAAACUACCAAUAUUAAAUCGCAAAUCUAUUCAAAUCCAUCUAAAUAGUCCAGCAUUUAACAGUAAUAAUCUUAAUUCUGCAAAUGUGACGGUACAGCCAUUUAGUAAUCAUUAUUUUAUGUAUAAUACUCACAAAACUGAAAGUCAUACUCAUCAUCAGCAUUCCUCAAGUCAUAAUACCCUACAUAUAAACACUCAAUUACCGUCAUCUAAAAACUCUUCCAAUAAUGAUGCAAAAUCUAUUUACUCGAAAAAGGACACGGAAAAUUCAAGAAACUUCAGUGCUAAGACUGACAGUAAUGCUGUUAAAAGUACAGUGGCAACAAAUGUUAAAAGUUCAACAAAAAAUCAGUCAAAAACUACAACAAUUUCAAAUACUACUCAUAAAACUAAUGUUACAACGUUACACAGUAGAUCAUAUAGUACUAGAAUUGAGAAAGCACAACCCACAAUAAAUCAAAAUACUAUAAUAAUCCAAGAAAACAAUACAUCAUUAAACAGUAACAAACUUAAUUCUUCAAAUGUGACGGUACAUCCAUUUAGUGAUCAUCAUUUUAUUUAUAAUACUCACAAUGCUGAAAGUCAUACUCAUCUUCAGCAUACCUCAAAUCAUCAUUACGUACAUUUUUACACUCAGUCAAAUUCAUCUAAGAACUCAACUAAUAAUGUUGCAAAAUCUAUCUACUCUAAAAAGGACACGAAAAAUUCAAGUCAUAAAACAUCUUCUAACGUCUUUACAAAAUCGUAUACAAAUACAAAUGUUGGAAUUUCGAAAACAGAAAAUAAAAGUACCGAGAAUGACCUAGAGAAAACUAAAGAAAAAUCUGCUACCAGAAUUAUUAGUAAAUCAGAUACAAAUGUUAAUUCCACAGAGAACACAAAUAUUAAAAACUACAACAACUUAGAUAAAACUACAGAGGCCCAGCUGUCUACAACAAUAAAUGACAAUAAAAAUAAUAAAGUUAAUUCUACUAGCAACACCUCAAGUCACACAAAUAUAAAUCGAAUAAAUUCUACCUUAGAAAAGGGAGCUAUAAAUAAAACUGAUACCAAUAAAGUUGUUAAAAGUACUGUGACAAUUAAUGAUAAAAAUUCAAUCCAAAACAUGGUCAUAUCUUCUUCAUCCAAGAUCACUAAUCAAUCAACUACAAAUGUUAAUUCCACAGAGACCACAAAUAUUAAAAAUUACAAUAAUGCUGUUAAAACUACAAAAGCAAACCAGCCGCCUCAAACAACAAAUGAUGAAAAUAAAGUAAAUUCUACACCCAAGACCUCAAGUCAUCCGAAUAUAAAUACAACCUCAGAAAAGCGAGCUACAAAUAAAAUUGACAAUAAUGUUAAAAGUACAGCGACAAUAAACGGUACAAAUUCAACCCAAAACAAGGUCAAUACUAAUCUUGACCCCAAGUUGAAUAGAGAAAAAUCGUCUACCAAGAUCACUAAUCAAUCAACUACAAAUCUAAAUUCCACAGACACCACAAAUAUUAAAAACUACAAUAAUGUUGUUAAAACAACAACAAAUGAUAAAAAUAAAGUAAAUUCUACUACCAAGACCUCAGACCAACCAAAAAUAAAUCGAAUGAAUACCGUCACUGAAAAGGAGCCUAAACAUAAAACGGACGAUAACGUUGUUAAAACUUCAGUAGCAACACAUAUUGAAAAUGCUACCCAAAAGGCCAAUACAAAGACUGAAGCCAAAACGAAUGAAGGGAAAUCUUCCACCACUAAUAUUAGUCAAACAAAUCUAAACCAUAUUGUCACCGAAAAGCCUACUAAAAAUAUAAAUCACAAUAAUGUCGUACAAACUACAACGGCUACGAAUAUUAAAAAUUCGAUUCAUUACACAACUACUGAAUUGCCAAUUCAAACUGAAAACCCAAUUCAAAAUAAUGCAAAUCCUAUAAAUAAUCCUGGAAAUUCUAAACCGAAAAAGAACAAUUUCGUAUGGGACAAUGAUGUUCCUCUAGCAAGAUAA
Molecule: messenger RNA, 3015 nt
Organism: Calliphora vicina (urban bluebottle blowfly)
Lineage: Eukaryota; Metazoa; Arthropoda; Insecta; Diptera; Calliphoridae
Exons: 6
Coding region: 1-3015 (1004 amino acids)
Source: RefSeq, a predicted model, not a curated record